GGGAGAGAACCUGUCAUCUCGUGUUUGCAAGCACUUUUCAAUUUAAUACAUUUUAAUCAGAAAAUUAAUCAGGAAACACCAGUUCAGCAAGAUAAUUGAACAAUGAAGAGACACGGUAAUUACUGUUUAGUCUAAUUAACUUUGUUAAGUCUUUAUUGGGAACAGAGACUUCCUGAGUGAAACUUAUUAAAUGGUUCUCCCUGGAAAACAGAAUCCCCAUCAAGAAGCCUUUGUUACUCGUGCUGCUUGGUAGGAGUUGGGUGCCUGUCUUUAAAUCACGAUUAGGGAAGCCUACAGGUCGGCAGGACUGGAUUGCUGCCUCCGUGGCACCGCAGCAGGGCGGGCAUGGUCGGAGCCGUGGUGGUUCUGCCAAGUGCUUGUACGGGCCAGAAAAUGUAAUCUCAGCUCACAGCCUUCAGGAACGGAGCCUGCCUGCCUCGUGGUUCUCAGCUCUGACCUCUGUCCUCGCAGGCUCUUGGAGGCCUCAAAGGUUCGCAUGUGAAGCCAUUCAGGGAAACCGCAGUGGAAACCUAAUGCCGAAAUCAGCCCUCAAAAUUGAAUUAACCUUUAGGAAGAUCUUACAAGUGACGCUGUGAGCGUUGUUUUCUCCUGAAGAGAAAGCAGCUGGAGGAAGUAACAUCUGAAAUUGCCACAACUGUUUGUGAAGGCAGUACCUUGCCAUGGCGGUCUUUGGCAUCAGCAGAGGGCAGCAGAUGGCAUCUCCUUAGAGGUUUUGAAGCUGAAAAACAGCCGUUAAGAAGCCUAGGCCCAGAGUGGUCCCAGCAAACCAUAGGAUGAAACCACAUUGCAGAGUGCCAGAACCCUCCACAGAGCAGCAUUUUCCUUCACUAGACAGCUCUGAUCUUCACCUGUCCUGCCCUCCUGAGAUGAUGACCACGUGCCCGUGCUACCGCUGAACGGGGUUUGUGAGGACUGGAGACGGCCAAGCCUGAGACGGAGCCUUCUGGUCGCAGACGGGAGCUGUGAGCACCACCAGGUUAGCUAACAGGACCAGGGGACCAUGAACUGGGGGGUAUUCGAGGGGCUCCUCAGCGGGGUCAACAAGUACUCCACGGCCUUCGGCCGCAUCUGGCUCUCCCUCGUCUUCAUCUUCCGCCUGCUGGUCUACGUGGUGGCGGCUGAGCGCGUCUGGAGCGACGACCACAAAGACUUUGACUGCAACACGCGGCAGCCGGGCUGCACCAACGUCUGCUUCGACCACUUCUUCCCCGUCUCGCACAUCCGCCUGUGGGCCCUGCAGCUCAUCCUGGUGACCUGUCCCUCCCUGCUGGUCAUCAUGCACGUGGCCUACCGCGAGGCCAAGGAGCAGAGGCGCCACGCCACCGCGGGGAGCGACUACCGCUGCCUCUACCCCAACCCCGGCAAGAAGCGGGGUGGGCUGUGGUGGACCUACCUGCUCAGCCUCAUCUUCAAGGCUGGCGUGGACAUAAUCUUCCUCUACAUCUUCUACCGCUUGUACAGGAACUACACCCUGCCCUCCGUGGUGAAGUGCGAGCUGCCCCCGUGCCCCAACAUCGUGGACUGCUUCAUCUCCCGGCCCACCGAGAAGAACAUCUUCACCAUCUUCAUGGUGGUCACCACCUGCAUCUGCAUCGCACUCAGCCUGGUCGAGGCCACCUACCUGAUCGGCAAGCGGUGCUGCGAGUGCCUCCAGGCCCGCAGCGGGGAGAGCUGCCAGCACAGCCGGGACUGCACGCUCUCCUGCGCCGAGCCUGAGGACACAGGGGGGCAGGGUUUCCCCCCGGGGGACUGCAAGCCCCCCACAACCUCUAUCUCCACAACCUCCAUCCCCACAGCCUCCAUCUCCACGGCCUCCAUCCCCACAGCCUCCAUCCCCACAGCCUCCAUCCCCACAGCCUCCAUCCCCACGGCCUCCGUCCCCACAGCCUCUGUCCACACGGCCUCCGUCCCCGUGCCCGAGCAGGAGCAGGUUCCUCCCUAGGGCUGCCCGUAGCCACCUGCCUGCCCCAGCCCCUGCUCCUCCAGGUAGGACCCUUCAAAGUCCUGGUCGUGGGAGUGCCGGGGGGGGCUGCACCGUCGAGGUGGGGUCAGCCUCUCCCCUCCUUGGAGCAAGGCACUUUGUGUUAUUCUGAUGAAUUUAGGAUAAACAGAGGUGCUGCAGGACGUGUGGGUGCUCUCUGAGAGCCAGCAGGUGCUGCAAGGUGAGGGACGAGCAGCUCCAUGGCAGCUGGGAGCCAGCACCGAGCGCUGAGUGCGAGCCUGUCCCAGCUGGGGCUGGCUUAGCUGAUCCUGAGUAUAUCCCUGCAGUGAAUAAAACUUUCUGUCUCUACGAUGUGACAGACAAAUUAGUGGUUUUCCUGCUUUUUGGGCACAAAACUUCAUGGGAGCUCUUGUGCCGAGAGGGGUGCAAGGACCAUGUCACACACCCCCCCCCCCCCCCCCCCCCAAAACACAUUGUCCCCACCGCCAGCAAAGGGCUCGUGCUUGUGUCCAGGACCCAGAUGCGGGCCACAGCACUGAGCAAGGUGGACAGCUUCUUUACCCCCCUGUAACCACAGGCUCUAUAAAAAUUUAAUAAAUUCUUGAUGACC
Messenger RNA from Cygnus atratus (black swan), 2573 nucleotides. Its product is annotated as gap junction beta-5 protein-like. Gene Ontology annotation, biological process: cell communication. Gene Ontology annotation, cellular component: connexin complex. Lineage: Eukaryota; Metazoa; Chordata; Aves; Anseriformes; Anatidae. The coding region runs from base 1022 to 1963 and encodes 313 amino acids. The transcript is spliced from 8 exons. The record is from RefSeq and is a predicted model, not a curated record.